UAACGCUAUGUGCUUUAUCUGGUGUUAAUUAUCUACAACAUUAUAACGUGUUUUCUUAACCAGCGUUUUAUAUCAGCCUAUAUCGUUGGUGUUUUGGAUUAACUAAUGUUAGUCUUAGCCACUGUCAUGCCUAACAGUAAUGUCAUGUGCAAGAUGUGUUGACAUGAGUAAUAUAGAUAUAACGCUAAUGACACGUAUGUUAUUUUAUUCAGUGUCCACUAAAGACAGGCUGUCAGGGCAGGUCGGCAUGAGAGCCUUGUGCUACAGGACAAUGAGGAAGAGCGAGACACCACACAGUAUUACGCUUUCGAUUCAUCGCCAGUGGUGUUGACGCACAGCCAAUGCUCCUGUGUGGCAGGCACUAUUUUGUGCGAUCACAUAGUGGCAUUGCUGUUCCAAACAGCACAUUAUUCUCAGCUAAACAUGCCAGUUGUGCCCCCUGUACAUAGCUGCACAGAAUCUGAACAACAAUGGCACAAGCCGCGAACAAUGGGUGUGAAGCCAGGACCCAUCAACUCCAUGGUCUUCACCAAGCCGGUACCAAAUAGGAUGACACAGACUGGAGUAAGGAGUGGAUUCUACAGAGGCAUGGUGGGUCCAUUACCAGAUCCCUGCAUGUUCAGAAUAACGGAGGCAUAUGCAAAAUUUAGUGUUGAGGACAGGCCACUUGUGACCACGAUGAACAUUGGGCCUGACAAACCCCUUGUGGAAAGUGCCUUCGGGUUAGUGCAGAAGGGCAGUGUUCUGUCAUAUCAGCAGCCUGCUUUGACAUCCCAGCACAUCGCACUACACCAUGACACACCACCAACAAUGCACUUGCCUCUGGAGGGGUACGAUGUCUUGCCAUCUGAUUGCAUGUUUGUGUGCUCAGAAGAGGAACUACUACAUCUCAGCAGCAUUGCUUUAACUAUAGAAAUGGCUCACAAAAUUGAAGAGGCUACACGUGAGCAAAGCUCUUGCUCUGAAUGGCAUCUGCUCCGCAGACCCAGGGUGACCGCCUCUAGGUUUCAAGAGGUGUGUCAUGUCAGGGGCCAGAGCUCUGCAGAGUCACUUGCAGAGCAAAUCAUGAAGGGAACAAGGCAGAUGGCCGACAUGAGGAGAGGUGCUGAGAUGGAGCCUGUAGUAACAGCUGAGUACAGUAGGCUACUAAAUGUUAAUUACUCACCCUGUGGUCUUGUCAUUCAUCCCACUACAUCCUGGCUUGCUGCCUCCCCCGAUGGCAUUGUUUUUGACCACACUGAAUACCCCCAAUUUCAAAUGUCGUACAGGCAAAACAAGACUUUCGUUGUCUUUAGUUUUUUGAUCCAGCACGACAACAGGGAAACUGCAACACCGAGUUUGUGUUUCAUCCAUCGAUCGUCUGUCAUUAUCUUAUCUGUAGGCUGAAUAAUUUGGCUAAUGAAUUUUGAGGACAACAUAUCUCCAUGGCAACUUGUCUCUCAGAAUUUCCGGUGAAAGGAAACAUUUAUUUCCUGUAUACCGGUAGUUGAAUUAAAAAAAAACAUACAGACAUAUGUUAUGACCCAUUUCUCUGUAAAAAGGGUCACGCACACCCCGCACACAAAAAUAUAAAUAGAAGACUGGUCUAUUUUAGCAAAUCUGCGCGGCGCUUGCGGAGCACUUGCGCGCUGCUCUCACGUCUGGUGUAGCCACUUCCAUUGAUUACAAUGGAAUCUAUCGUUGCAACGUGCGCUCAACGUGCGCUGCGCUUCAGUUGCGUGUCCAGUGUACCCACAGCGUUACAGUUCAUUUUUCAUUCAUAUGUUUUUUCCGCCAAUAUGUUAUAUGCACAUUGCACAAUAUGUUACAAUGUUCAUUUUUACAAAUGAAUAUAUAAUACAUACAACAUAUGUCAAUGAAAUGUUAAGAGGGAACAACUGAUUAACAGAACUUUACAUCCAACGGUUUGCCUACAUUGAUGUUUGUGUACAUAAGAUUUACAGAAUGUUUCACACAAUUAUUUGCCACUGGAAUAAACAAAAUUCACUAAAUGAAAUUAUAAAAACCUGGUGUUGGAACCAAUGCUUUACUUAACCCAUGCCUUAACUAAUGCCUGGUUUUGGUAGUUUGACAACAGGCAUGCCACUGUAAACAUUUGGCUAAUGUUUCCUGCAUGGGAAAGGGGGAUGAUUUCAUCAAACCAUUUGUUUUGUUUAAUUCUCCUAAUGACUCGUUCCACAUGUACUCGGAGUCGUGCUAUUGAUUGGGUUUCAGUAACCUGGUAUGCAGGCAUCUGAUUUUGCUUGGACAGAAAUGGUGGGCAGUAUAUUUUGCAGUUAUCACAACCAUUAAUGAGGAAGGCCUUGUCAACCAUGACUGCCAUUUCUUCCGUGAGCAAAUUGGCUAAUCCAGACUGUAUGAACAGCUCUUUGUCACUCACUGACCCAGCGUAAAGUGAGGAGACAAAUGUGACUACACCAUGUGGGGCUAUGCCAAUCAGGCCUUUCAUGGUGCCGUGAGAUUUGUAGGUGGAGUACAUCUCACUUUGCAGGAGUGGUGAGGAUGGUGUCUGACACUUGAGCUCAGUGCAGUCCAAGAUGACCUGGGUGUCUGGGAAAUCUCGGAAUUCCUCAGGAAGGUAAGCUUGCACUUCUGCAGGUGUGAGCCAGAUGCAUUGAGACCCCAGUGCAGUGGCUAGAAAACUUGUCCAUGUUGCAAUAAUGCAGCUCACUGUGGACUGGUGUAUGUGGAAUCGAUGCGCCAGGUCCCUCUCCUUCAAACCAACCGACAGGAAGACGAGGAAAAGAAAGAACUCGUCGAUUGGCUGGAGCAGCUGUCUCUGGAAGGUUAAAAAAAAAAGAUUACUCCUUUUCAUUUAUAAACUAGUAAGGCUGUGCUCUUGUUUGGCUAAAUGUUUUAUAAUAGUUAUGUGCACCAUACCAUGGGGAAAACAGUGAGUUGCUGUAAUGCACUGGUGUAUUUAAAGGGGGCCGAGUCCUUUAGUGUAGCCUUCUGUACAUGCAAUGGCGUCCCACCCCUGUUUGUUACUACAAAGCACAUUCAGACCAUAACCUACCGUUGAUGGACGUGCAGGUGUGGCCACUUCUUCGUUUCGCUUGGCAGCCGAUUUUGCUCUUGAGACCCAAAUCAUUCUGUAAAUGGAAGGCUCAAUCAAACCCCAAAACGCCAUCAGGUGGUCAUAGCUUGGAAAUCUAUUCACAAAAUACGCAUACAUCAUGUCAGUCAUUAAUUAACAUAGUAAAUGCAAUC
Eleginops maclovinus (Patagonian blennie) is the source of this 3210-nucleotide messenger RNA. RefSeq lists its product as uncharacterized. Lineage: Eukaryota; Metazoa; Chordata; Actinopteri; Perciformes; Eleginopidae. Bases 424 to 1386 code for a protein of 320 amino acids. The record is from RefSeq and is a predicted model, not a curated record. The transcript is spliced from 4 exons.